Molecule: messenger RNA, 1171 nt
Organism: Salvia splendens (bonfire salvia)
Lineage: Eukaryota; Viridiplantae; Streptophyta; Magnoliopsida; Lamiales; Lamiaceae
Product: 33 kDa ribonucleoprotein, chloroplastic
Exons: 4
Coding region: 40-966 (308 amino acids)
Biological process (GO): chloroplast rRNA processing
Cellular component (GO): chloroplast thylakoid membrane
Molecular function (GO): mRNA binding
Source: RefSeq, a predicted model, not a curated record
UCUUAUCUCUCCCAGUAGUUCACCUUCACAGCAGCAGAAAUGGGUGGAUCUUCUCUCUCGGUGGCAGUUGCCGCCCUUCCCACUUGUUCGCAUUCUUUCUCUUCAAAUCCCCUCGAUCAUUUCUGCUUCCCCUGUAACCUCAACUCCAUCAGAACGUCCACAAAGCUUAAGCCCCUCUCCAUCUCUAAUCUUUCAUCAUCAUCUUCUUCUUCUAUACACUGCGCUUCCACUGCAUUCGACGGCCUCGAGUUAAAUCAAGAUGAAGAUGAGCCAUCGAAUGGAGCUCUGGCAUCAGUAUCCGAAGCCGAGGACGAUAAUGGCGCCCUACAAAUUGCAGACGCUGGGAGGCUCUAUGUUGGGAAUUUACCGUUUCCGAUGACGUCUGCGCAAUUGACUGAGAUUUUCGCUGAAGCUGGUCGUGUUGUUUCCGCCGAGAUUGUGUAUGACAGAGUUACAGAUAGGAGCAGGGGAUUUGCAUUUGUUACUAUGGGGAGUGUUGAAGAAGCCAAGGAAGCAAUCAGAUUGUUUGAUGGAGCUCAAAUUGGAGGUCGUACUUCGAAGGUGAACUUUCCUGAGGUGCCAAGAGGUGGUGAAAGGGAAGUAAUGAGUCCAAAGAUACGAAGCAGCUAUCAAGGGUAUGUGGACAGCCCUUUCAAAAUAUAUGCAGGCAACCUGAGCUGGAGCCUCACGUCUCAAGCCCUACGAGACGCAUUUUCUCAUCAGCCAGGAUACCUGAGCGCCAAGAUCAUCUAUGAUAGGGACUCUGGAAGGUCACGAGGCUUUGGAUUCAUUACUUUCUCCUCUGCAGAAGAACUGGAAUCUGCAUUGAGUGCUAUGAAUGGAGUGGAACUGGAAGGCCGGCCAUUGAGGUUAAAUCUGGCAGAGCAGAGAGCUGCAGCUGCAUCUCCGCCAGAGGUUGAGAACACAUCGGAAAAUAGUGAGCUGGUUUCAAGUGCCAGUCCCUGACUGGGAAUUCUAAGCAUAAUUCCUUGAGACAUUCUAGCUGGAAUUGUUUUAAGUGAUAUAAUAAUGGCUGCGGAUGUAAGUAGAUAUAUAUUGGGAUCUACAGUGUAAGUUUUGGGAUAGAAUAGAUGAGGCAUAAAAUGCACCUUUAUUACUGAAGCUUUUGAGACAAUUACCUGUAAUUUAUAAUUUUACCUCCUUUUGAAUA